CGGAUCUGACCGGCCAUCAAGGGAACGUUCCGGAACUUCAAGUCUCUCGUUCACAGAGACCAAUUGUUCCCGAUUUAGAUACAAUACCAUAUUUCGUAUUUGCCACAUUGGCGUUCUCGUUUCAUGGGGCUAUAUGAUUUGGUCCUCGAAAGAGCUGACGUCGGAUUAGGACCCACCACGUCAUCACGCCCAUCUCAUCGAGAUCUGAACUCCCCGUCGAAGGUUCGUCGCAGCGCAGCGCUGAUCGUGUAAGUCUUCCCCUUUUCUGUAGCUGGAGCCUCGAUCUUCUCGAUGAAGAUGAGCACAAUCUGGAGCAGGAAUGACUGAAUGACUGAAUGAAUGCUCCUGGCCUCGAAUAGUUUUCCCUCCAGGAAUUUCGUCAUCGAGGCUGUUCGGAUUCCUGCUCCUGCUCGCUCCGGUAGAAGCUGCUGCUGACAAGCACUUACGGAGACUUUUGAUGUACUCCGGAAAUUGCAACUAGUUGACAAACGCCAAUUACACCGCAAGAAUUCGUGCGUCGAUACGCUCUGGAUGGACGAAAAUGAUGUCCGUGGUACUGUACUCCUUCGCCUCGCCAAGAGAAUUGGAGCACGAAAGCACAUCCGAAGCCUUAGAGCACGACUUCGCGUGUGUUCGCGGCCUGAGCGACUGGUUUUCCAGAGCAGCGCUGAGAAGAUUCCUGAUUGGCGUCGGGUCACAUCGUCGACGUUCGGAACAGCUGAAAUGAGAACGCUCAGACCGAACGAGUGGAAGAAGACUGCGUCUUCCGUUUGGGGCCCGUUUGGGUCCACGGAGAUAAGAAAGGAAAGCGAGAGCGCGAGCCCGGACACGAUGCCAUCAUGCGUAGGGCUGCGUUAGCCGGCGAAAACUUCUGGAGGAGAUCUAACGAAGUCUGCCGAGCUCGCGCAGUCCGAUUAAUCACGGCCAAAAUCGAAGCUCGUAGGAAUCUGAUUUGGUGGGGAUCGCUGUUCUUGAAAUCCGCCAUAAAUUUCUAUAACUGCGGGCAUUCGGAACCAUUCCUCCAUUUGAAGGCAGUAAAACAAAUAAUAAUGAAAAAAACGAGUCUUGCAAAAGGUUCUUGAUUUUGUCGAUAAAGUCUAAUUUGUCUUGCGGCAUGAUCCGUGUCAGAUGCAGUAGAAGAACUUCCCGUAAGAUUUUCUCCCUUUGAGUUUCUCUUUGACCCUUAGGAGCAGUGUAAAGGCUGCAUUCAGGCCCAUACCCAUGCCAAUUUACCGCUCGCGUAAAUGAGCCCUCGGUCAGCCUUACGGAUCUUGUAUG
Marchantia polymorpha subsp. ruderalis is the source of this 1278-nucleotide messenger RNA. Lineage: Eukaryota; Viridiplantae; Streptophyta; Marchantiopsida; Marchantiales; Marchantiaceae. The record is from the annotation of a GenBank genome assembly.